CGGGAGUUGCUGUGCGCGGCUGGCGCCCUCGGAACCGCGCACGGCACGGUGGGGUCUCAGCCGCAGGCCGCGCACAGACGACCGGACACUCGGACAGACAUGGUGACAUGGUGUGCUCCCCGGGCGACGGGACCGGGAUCACUCCCGCGGGCGGACCCGGCGAGGAACCCGGAGUCCCCACGCCGUCGGGAAGCAGGCGGGGGCGGUCAGACCGUGCUGUCUCUUUAAGACCGUGUUCCUGCUGACACAGAAGGUGAGGAACCCGGCCCCAGCUCUCCAGUGAGCCUGAGCAAGGCCAAGUUCCAAAGGGAGGAGAGGCCCCCGCCUGGCGUCAGCACCUACUCGGCUUAGUCCUUCAUGAUCUCGAUGCAGAGGCCUCCAUGGCUGUGAUAAGCCUUCUGUUCUUGGCAGUGAUGUAUGUUGUUCACCACCCCUUGAUGGUCAGUGACCGGAUGGACCUGGACACGCUAGCCAGAAGUCGGCAGCUGGAGAAGCGGAUGAGCGAGGAGAUGCGCCAGUUAGAGAUAGAGUUUGAACAGCGAAAGCGAGCAUCUGAGCAGAAACAGAAGGCAGAGAACCUGUGGAGAGGAGAUGCGUCCAGCGACCAGUUAGUGCUGGGGAGGAAGGACAUGGGGUGGCCGUUCCAGGCAGAGGGCCAGGAGGGGCCGCUGGGCUGGCUGCUGGGAAACCUGUGGAAUGCUGGCCUCUUUUGUGUUUUUCUCAUCUUCGAGCUCCUGCGACAGAACAUGCAGCAUGAGCCGGCCUUUGAUUCCAGCAGUGAGGAGGAAGAGGAGGAAGUCCAGAUGGUGCCUGUCACCUCCUACAACUGGCUUACUGACUUCCCUUCGCAGGAGGCACUGGACUCCUUCUACAAAUGUGACAUCCAGAAUGCCAUCCGUGACCUGCCCUGCACCUGUGAGUUCGUGGAGAGCUUUGUGGAUGACCUCCUUGAGGCCUGCCGGGUGCUCAGCCGCCGGGAGGCUCACCCACAGCUGGAGGACUGCCUGGGCAUCGGGGCUGCCUUUGAGAAAUGGGGAACCCUCCAUGAGACCCAGAAAUUUGAUAUCCUGGUGCCCAUUGUCCCGCCCCGGGGCGCGAUGUUUGUGCUAGAGAUGAGGGACCCGGCCCUAGGCAGCCGCUGUGGUAGUGUGUUGGUGGAGUCGGAAUGCGUGUGCAAGCGCGAGAAGCUUCUGGGGGAUGUGCUGUGUCUGGUGCACCACCACAGGGAUCACUCGGCCCUCUUGGGCAAGUGCAACAGCUCAAUCAAGGCAGCCCUCUGCACUGGCUCGCACCUGGAUGUGUGCAAGGCUAUACAGUGGUUCCGGAACAUGGUAGGCAAUGCCUGGGCCCUCGUGGCCCACAAGUAUGAUUUUCAGCUCAGCCUCCCACCGUCCACCACCUCCUGCGAGCUCCGGCUGGACUACCGCUCAGGUCGCUUCCUCUUAAUCCGCUUGGUCCUGGGGGUGCAACGGGAAGACACCUUGGUCUACCUGGUGAGUCAGGCCCCUGACCAGGAGCAGCUCACCAGUGUGGACUGGCCCGAGUCCUUUGCAGCCUGUGAGCACUUGUUUCUGAAGCUGGUAGGGCGUUUCGCUCCAGAAAACAGCUGUCACCUUAAGUGUCUCCAGAUCAUUUUAAGUGUUCGGGACCUCCGGAGCUUACCCCAGGGAGCAUCCCAUCCCAUCCUCACCUCUUACCACUUCAAAACAGCCCUCAUGCACCUGCUGCUGCGGCUGCCCCUCACAGACUGGCAGCAUGACAUGCUCUCCCAGCGGCUCCAGGAUAUCCUCUGGUUCUUGGGCCAUGGCCUCCAGCAAAGGUCCCUCCAUCAUUUCCUCAUUGGUAACAGCUUCCUGCCCCUGACCAUCCCGAUCCCUAAGACGUUUCGGAAUGCCACGCCUGUCAACCUCUUCCAACACCUGGUACUGAACCCCAUGGCACACUCACAGGCCGUGGGAGAGUUCCACAACCUCCUGACCCAAGUGAAAGCUCUGCCCUGUGGCCCAGGGGCCGGGGCAUAUUAAUAUGAAGGCCAUUAAAAAGGGAGAGAAGUAUUUCUAUUACUUCGGGCUGCAAAGGAUUUUAUUUUUCAGACACAUCGGUGGUGUAUGUGACCUUCACCUUGCGAGUUGGGGCUGUGAUAGAUUAUGACACUUUAAGGCAUGUGUGAAGUGGUCACGAAGAUGGAUGGGGUCCAGCCUGUGGGUCCUAGUCGAGGGUGGGUCUUCUGAGGUUUUCUCCUGACAGCUUUCAUCAUGACCCACAGAGAGCCCAGGGAAACGGAUGUUAUGGGAGGAUCUUGCUGCUAAAGAGUCGAGAACCCAAGGGGCCUGUGAAGUUGUUUUGUAUGUAUCAACACUGGAAGUGAAAGAGAACCAGAUGACACCUCCAUCCCAUCUCAUUCCUUCUUGUAUUUUAGGACCUAAUUUUUCAGACCUUCACUAUUUGAAGAUGGAACUAAGAUGUUCAUUUUCCAUUUUCUUAAUUCAGCCCAAUUUUCAUAUGACAGUACAGCUGUUUUUAUGCAUCUGGAAAAAAUUCCAAUAACACCCAAAUAAUUUAUUAGCAUUGAUUCACAAAUGUUAAGUCAGUAGUGACCCGUUCCAUAAUCGAGAUAACAUAUCUGCUAAAACUAGCCAACAUCUGAUGACCUUCUCUGAGUCUGGAAGCAACAUUAUAAAACCCUUAACAAGGACGAUUUGGUGGGGGGGGCUCUGAGAUGAGCAAUUGUUGUUUCUGGGGGAAGCCACUUGUUAAAUGGAAAGAAGGUUUAGCUACCUUGCGUAGCUGCGCUUCUUCUCAGUCUGGUAAUGCCUUUGUAUUCUCUUUUCAAAGAUGACAGAGGGAUUAUUUGAACUAUGUUUGCGGUUUUGCAAGGCGAGGUUAUCACAAUCGGGACCACUGGCAGGGCUGGACAGGAAGGGACUGCAAAGCAGUCCAGCGCGAGCAAAGUCGUGAUUUGGAGGCGUGGUUGGUGUGUUUUUCCAUUGUUUAAAACCCUGGGCAUCCUGAGGAGUGUUAAGAAAUGUGACUACAGUUGUGGGUGUGGUUGUUUGGGAAAUCCAAUGCUGUUCCUACCUCACAUGCCAGGAAGAUCUGCUGGCCCUACAUUUAACUUGACCUCAGCGGGGGUUAGAUGCUGGCCUUAUGGGCUUUGGUUGGAGAAUCCACACCCUCCCCCCAGCAAAAAUAAAUUACAAGUGUCUGAGAAGCUGAUGCCAGUCAUUAUAGGGGCUUCCAAUGCACAGUAGCUCCCAUGUUGUCUGCUGGUUUCUGCCGAUGCUGCUUUCAAGUUUAGAUGCAAUGAUUGUUGGUUCUAUGCUGGUGGGAUUUCGGUGUUUUAUAAACAUUCAUAUGCUUUUUGUUUAGAAAAAAUUUGCUGUUGUUUUCGUUCUAAAUCAAUAAAAGAGGCUCAUUUCUGUA
Messenger RNA from Hipposideros armiger (great roundleaf bat), 3423 nucleotides. RefSeq names its product ITPRIP like 1 (gene ITPRIPL1). The record is from RefSeq and is a predicted model, not a curated record. Gene Ontology annotation, cellular component: membrane. NCBI's taxonomy places the organism in Eukaryota, Metazoa, Chordata, Mammalia, Chiroptera, Hipposideridae. The coding region runs from base 381 to 2024 and encodes 547 amino acids. The transcript is spliced from 3 exons.